Polypterus senegalus (gray bichir) is the source of this 690-nucleotide messenger RNA. RefSeq names its product formylglycine-generating enzyme-like. The transcript is spliced from 4 exons. The record is from RefSeq and is a predicted model, not a curated record. NCBI's taxonomy places the organism in Eukaryota, Metazoa, Chordata, Cladistia, Polypteriformes, Polypteridae. Bases 7 to 690 code for a protein of 227 amino acids. Gene Ontology annotation, cellular component: endoplasmic reticulum.
UCCAACAUGGCUCUACAGAGCUAUGCCUCGCAGCUUGUGGCGGGGCAUCGCUUUUGUGCCUCAAACCGUGCAUUGAUUGUGCUACUGUUCGUCUUUAGCGAAUUUCACGCGGCUCUUCCCGAAGGGUGUAAUUCACCCGCAUCUUCUUCUGAGUGUGGCUGUAGCUCUCUCAAUAGAGGCGGAAACGAUCGCGGAGACGAUACGUUUCAUAAAGAGGCAGUAAAGAAAUACAGCAAAGAGAAAAAUGCAAACCCAGACGAGAGUCACGAAAGGAGGAGAGAAGUCAGCACACAGCCUGCACCCGGAAAACUCAAUCAGAUGGUGUUGAUCCCAGGUGGAGCUUUCCUUAUGGGCACUAAUGAACCUGCCAUCCCUCAGGAUGGUGAGGGGCCAGCCAGAAGGGUGCACAUUCAGUCAUUUUACAUGGACAUUUAUGAAGUCAGCAACCUGGAAUUUGAAAAAUUUGUUAAUGCAACUGGCUAUCUCACAGAGGCUGAAAAGUUUGGAGACUCCUUUGUGUUUGAAGGUCUCUUGAGUGACAAAGUAAAGAAUGAAAUUAAACAAGCAAACUUAUGCUGCAAAAACUGUUCCAGGAUGGAUCUCAGCUUUGAGAUUCGCCCUAUAUUGCUGCUCUGUAAAGCCUCUACGAUUAUGUUUCGCCUGUGCAGUUUUACCACCAGCCCUCCUUGA